UUUAUAUUCCACGCACACUCUCUCUCUCUCUCUCUCUCUCCCUCUCACUCUCUAGCAUGGACCUGAACCUAGACCUGGGUCUCGAACCGGAACCGGCGGUUCGAGCCGAACCGGCCCGGCUUUUUUCAUGCAACUACUGCCAACGCAAGUUCCACAGCUCGCAGGCGCUGGGCGGGCACCAGAACGCGCACAAGCUCGAGCGGAGCCUCGCGAAGCGGAGCCAAGCGCUGGCCGUGUCCGGGUCGAGCCGGCCGGGGACCGGGGCCGGCCGGUUCGGUUCGGCCGGGUUCGACAGCGACCGCAGGGGUUGGGCGUGGGUCGGGAGGAUGCAUGGUUUUGUUGGUCACGUUGACGUCGCGGUUGACAAGGUCACAAGUUGGGCAUUUGAAUUAAUUUGGCAAGGUCCAAAAGUUUGGAGUUGUGCAAAAAAUUUGGAGAAUUUGUAAGAAAUUCGGCUGUAAAAUCAGUUAAAGGAAUAGAGAUAUUUGACACUGAUUAAUAGAUUAUUCUUACGUAAUUAUUCCAUCUUUUAUCUGUUUUGUGACAAGCAAAGUUAAAAACAUGAUGGAAACUUCAUUUGGCUACAACAAUGUUGCAUAAAAGACGAAUUGAUUGAUUAAUUGAAACGUUAUCCACAUUUUUCUACAAUU
Messenger RNA from Ananas comosus (pineapple), 650 nucleotides. RefSeq names its product zinc finger protein 2-like. The transcript has 2 exons. Bases 57 to 446 code for a protein of 129 amino acids. Gene Ontology annotation, biological process: negative regulation of abscisic acid-activated signaling pathway. Lineage: Eukaryota; Viridiplantae; Streptophyta; Magnoliopsida; Poales; Bromeliaceae. The record is from RefSeq and is a predicted model, not a curated record.